Messenger RNA from Hordeum vulgare subsp. vulgare (domesticated barley), 1484 nucleotides. RefSeq names its product putative aminoacrylate hydrolase RutD. The record is from RefSeq and is a predicted model, not a curated record. Bases 186 to 1193 code for a protein of 335 amino acids. The transcript is spliced from 4 exons. Lineage: Eukaryota; Viridiplantae; Streptophyta; Magnoliopsida; Poales; Poaceae.
GUCGCAUUCUCUCACAUGCAUGUCGCAGCUGACUGACCCCUGCUCUUCCGGCGUCUCGUCUCCCCUACUAAUGCAAGCCCAGCCCACUGCUCCGAUUUCAAACACGUACUCGAGCCGCAACGUGCAGCUCUACCACAUUACACGCAGCCACGCACGUACGUAGCCACGCCCAGAUCACAAGCAAGAUGGUGAACUUGAUCGAGGCGCAGAAGCCGCUGCUGACGGGGAUGAUGAGGCUGGCCGGGCUCCGCCCCAUCGACGUCGAGCUGGAGCCGGGCACCACCAUGCACGUCUGGGCUCCCAAGCACCACGCCGGCAAGAAAGGCACCACCAUCAGCCCUCACGACGCCAGCGCCGCCGCCGCCGCCAAUAAGCCGUCAGGCGGCCGUCGUGGGGGCAGGAGGAAGGGCCCCGAGUCCAAGCCCAACGUGGUCCUCAUCCACGGCUUCGCCGCCGAGGGCAACGUGACGUUCCAGUUCAAUUUCGGCGUGCUGGUGUCGCGCUACAACGUGUACAUCCCUGACCUGCUCUUCUUCGGCAAGUCGUCCACGACGGACAGCGCCGACCGGUCCCCGGAGUUCCAGGCGCGCUGCGUGGCGGCGGCGCUGGCGCGGCUCGGCGUGGCGCGCUGCGACGUGGUCGGGUUCAGCUACGGGGGCAUGGUAGCGUUCAAGCUGGCGGAGGCGCGGCCGGAGCUGGUGCGGUCGCUGGCCGUGUCCGGGUCCGUGGUGGCCAUGACGGACGCCGUGAACCGGGAGACCAUGGAGCGGCUCGGCGCCGGGUCCUCCGCGGAGCUGCUCAUGCCGGAGACGCUGCAGGGGCUCAAGGCGCUCUUCUCCGUCUCCAUGUACAGGAAGAUGUGGUUCCCGGACAGGAUGUACAAGGACUACCUCAAGGCGAUGUUCACCAAUAGGAAGGAGAGGCUGGAGCUGCUGCAGGGGUUGCUAGACAGCAACAUGGACGCAAAGACACCAACAUUCCAGCAGAAGAUAAUGUUGAUCUGGGGCGAGGAGGACAAGCUUUUCGACAUCGAGCUGGCCAAGAAGAUGAAAGAGCAGCUGGGCGAGAACUGCUACCUGCAGGGCAUCCCCAAGGCCGGGCACCUGCUCCACCUGGAGCGCCCCUGCGCCUACAACCGCCAGCUCGGGAGGUUCCUCGCCUUCGUCAACUCCCAGGAAAACCAAGCCAAUUAAAUUGAUCACUAUAUAUCUUGUUCGUUCCAGAGGAGGAUAAUCGAUUAAUUAUCGUGCAAGCAAAGCAGGUUCCUCGCAAAAAAGAAAAGCAAAGCAAAGCUGGUAGCCUGUCCUGUCAAUGUUCAUCUGCAACACGUACCGCAUACUACUCUACAUGAUUGCCUUGAGAGGUCAACCCAUGCAGCAGCAUGGAAAGCUAAGCCAUUAAGCACUACUCCUAGCUAGGUUUACAUGGCUACAUUCGGGCGCCCUGCAGAUUAUUUAAUGGAUGCGUUUACUUCCUCCUGUUCC